Molecule: messenger RNA, 438 nt
Organism: Protopolystoma xenopodis
Lineage: Eukaryota; Metazoa; Platyhelminthes; Monogenea; Polystomatidea; Polystomatidae
Source: the annotation of a GenBank genome assembly
AGAGCCUUGACUCCAGGCCUAGCAAAGUCAAAGGUAGACGGAUGGACUAUUGUUCUUGGUGACGCAACUUCAAGGCCACAAGACAGAUUCGGUGAACUUAUCUGUAUGCGUCGUCUACCGAUGGGCGCUCUCUCCUUUAUGCGUCGGAGAACGGGAAAUCUAGUCUCCGAUGGUUCAACUCUGGCUAAAAAUACGGCCUCGAUUACGCUCAAUCUUGCCUUCAUACUUCCAUUACUUCCUGUAAAAGGCUUCACUCUGAAUGCAUCUCCCUCAGCUGGCGUAAUGCGCAGAGUUACAGUAUAUUUGCUCUCUGAUACCUACCUUGGUUUAGAUCAACAGAUUCAAUUUUCUUUAUUCGUGUUACCUAAACCCUCUGAGUUGCCUAAAGACAACUCUGAUUGUUAUGAGAAUUCCAUUAUGAAAAGUGACAAUGAAUAA